AAAGCAUGAUAGUAUGAAAGUAGAACUGUCAGGUCGAUGGCUGUAAAGGUGUAGACAUGUGCUGACUGACUGUCAGGAACCAGGAAAACAUACGGAAUGUGGUUAUCUCAGAACAUGCUGCUACGGUUCAGACUGAGUACAAGAGAACUGAAAAAUGGAUAUUUUUUCGUAGGACGCUGAAGACCUGGUGAUAAGUUUCCUUCGCGGUUUCCUCAAGUGUUGUGAGACACGAUUUUAAUGCUUUUAAUGGUACCAUCACGAAACGUGUUGCCAAGUAGUAGCGUGAUAUUUUACAAUUAAUCAUGGCUUUGUUGGGUAUGCCAAAUGGUACUCCCUUAGGCAGCAUGAUCACGGAAACCGAGCAGAUAAUUAGUCAGCUUGAACGAGGAACGGUGGUAACAAAGUUUUUCCAGCGCAAGCGACCAGAAAGGAAAACACUAAUGCUUCGACGGGAAACUCGGCAAUUAGUCUGGGCCCGUACAACAAAUAUAAGGACAUUUGAAGUAGCUGUGGACUUGAGGGAAGUAAAAGAGGUUCGCAUAGGAAAAAACUCAAAGGAUUUUGAAAAAUGGCCAGAGGAAGCAAAGCGAAUGGAGAAUUUAAAAUGUUUUGUUAUAUAUUAUGGCUUAGAAUUCAGACUGAAAACACUAUCAAUAGCAGCUUUUUCAGAAUCGGAGUGCACUUUGUGGAUAAGAGGCCUUGACUACUUGGUUAAUGAUACAAUAAGAUCACCAUACCCACUCCAGGUUGAGAGGUGGCUCCGUAAAGAAUUCUAUAAAAUGGAAAGUGGUAGAGAAACUGUCACACUGAAAGACCUAAAGGCAUUUCUUCCUCGUGUCAACUGCAAAAUUCCAACAAAUAAACUUCGGGAUGUCUUUCAGGAAGUCGAUACAAGGAAACGAAUGGAACUAGGAUUUGAUGAUUUUGCUACUCUUUACCAAAAGCUUAUGUUUGAUAACAAUAUGUAUAGUGAAAGUUUUAGUAAGUUAUUCUCUGAUUACUCUGAAAAUGGUAAAACAGUAACAUUGCAAGAAUUUCAAAGUUUUCUUAGCCAAGAGCAGAGAGACCCAAUGGGAGAUGACGAAAGAGAAGUUUCUUCAUUUAUGAGAAAUUAUUUGCAAGAUUCACAGCGAAAUGUCCAGGAGCCAUACUUCACAAUCUUUGAGUUUAUGGAUUUUCUUUUCUCGAAGCAAAAUGAAAUUUGGGAUGAACGAUAUGAUAAAGUCUACCAAGACAUGACGAAACCAUUGUCACACUAUUGGAUUGCCUCAUCACACAACACAUAUUUAACAGGUGACCAAUUCUCAAGUGAAUCGUCCACUGAAGCUUAUGUUCGCUGUUUACGAAUGGGUUGCCGAUGCAUAGAACUAGACUGCUGGGAUGGUCCUGAUGGUAUGCCAUUCAUCUACCAUGGGCAUACUUUAACGACAAGGAUAAAAUUUCUGGAUGUUGUUAAAACUAUCAAGGAACAUGCAUUUGUUACAUCAGAAUACCCACUAAUAUUGUCCAUAGAGGACAACUGCUCUGUACCACAGCAGCGCAAGAUGGCAAAGGUAAUGAUGGAAGUGUUUGGGGAAAUGCUACUCGUGCAGCUUUAUGAGAAGAAUGAAAGUCAGCUGCCAUCACCACACCAGCUACGGCGUAAAAUUAUAAUUAAGCACAAAAAACUCCCAGAUGGUGUUGACGAGGAUGCGUUUAUGAGCAAAAAUGAUGAUGCAAGGGACGUGGAUCUCAGAAACACAGUUAAAAAUGGCAUAUUGUAUCUGGAAGACCCUGUGGACAAGGAAUGGAAUAAACACUUCUUUGUAUUAACAAAAAAUAAAUUAUUUUACACCGACUCCUUUCAUGACGAGCAAGAAGGCGAAGGAGAGGAAGAAGAGGAAGAGAGUGGUUUUCAUAGACCUAAGGAGGGCAUUCCAAAUGAUGACCUGCACUUCAGUGAAAAAUGGUUCCAUGGAAAACUGGCGAGCGGCAGAACAGAAGCAGAGACGUUACUAAAAGAUUACAGUCAUUUGGGAGAUGGCACUUUCUUAGUUCGGGAGAGUGAAACCUUUGUUGGUGACUACUCUCUCUCUUUCUGGCGGCAGGGAAAGGUCAAUCAUUGUCACAUUAGGUCAAAGCAGGAAAAUAAUCAAACAAAGUACUACCUCAUUGACACAAAUUGUUUUGAUAGCCUGUACAGCCUGAUCACUCAUUAUCAAUCACAUCCACUUCGUAGUCAGGAGUUUCUCAUCAAGCUGCAGAAACCUGUUCCUCAACCAAAUAAACAUGAAGGAAAGGAAUGGUAUUAUCCUCAGGCAACAAAACUAAAAGCAGAAGAACUACUGAAAAGGGUUCCCGCCGAUGGAGCAUUUCUCGUGAGACCAAGUGAAUCUGAUACUGAUGCAUAUGCUAUAUCAUUCAGGGCUGAGAAAAAGAUAAAACACUGUAGAAUAAAACUGGAAGGACGGCUGUACACAAUUGGAACAUUUCAGUUUGAAAGCUUAGUUGAGCUUGUGAGCUAUUACGAGAGACAUCCCCUCUACCACAGAACAAAGCUGCGAUAUCCAGUCACAGAGGAAUCUAUCAGCAGAAUGGCUCAUAAUCCUGAUGACUGCUCUGUGUAUGGUACACCAGGAUAUAUGGACCCCAGCAGCUUCACAUCAAGGAUAACCGUCAAGGCACUAUACGAUUACCAGGCACGUAACGAUGACGAAUUAUCUUUCUGCAAGCAUGCUGUAAUAACAAAUGUUAACAAACAAGGAAACAGUGGCUGGUGGCGUGGAGACUAUGGAGGAAAGAAACAACACUGGUUUCCUUCGAACUAUGUGGAAGAAUGGGAUUCUCAAGAAAACAGAGAUGAUAAUUCUUCAGAUUCACUACUCCUUGGCAGUCUUCAGAAGGGCAGCCUUGAUGUGAUGGGUGCUAUUGUUGAAGUGCAUCGAAACGACCGCCCAGGACUGGAAUGGGUACUACGUAUACAAAAUCCAAACAUGUGCUCAGUAUUUGAAGUAGCUGUACCUAGGAUAGAACUUGCUGUUGAAUGGAGGAAUGCCAUUAAGGAAGUGGCACAAAAUGCCAGUGUACGGGAAAAUCAACAUAAGGAAAUGGAGAAGCAACUAAGAAUAGCCAAAGAAAUGUCUGACUUGAUAGUUUAUUGUCGGUCUGUAGCGUUUAACAUGGAAAAAUUCAGGAGAGGCUUCAAUCAUUGUGAAAUGUCAUCAUUUCCUGAAACUAAAGCUGAAAAACUGAUAUGUCAGCAAGAGACAAAAUUCUUCUUGAAAUAUCAUCAGCACCAGUUCAGUAGAAUUUAUCCAAAAGGUCAAAGAAUUGAUUCCUCCAACUACAUCCCUGUUCCAAUGUGGAAUGCUGGCAGUCAGAUGGUAGCUCUUAACUAUCAGACACCAGAUAAAGCAAUGCAGCUGAAUCAAGGAAAAUUUCGUCAGAAUGGGUUCUGUGGAUAUUUACUACGGCCUGAUUUCAUGUUCCUUGAAGACUUUGACCCAUAUGAUAAGAAAACUUUAGUUGGAGUAGAUCCACUGAAUAUUUCUGUACGUGUAAUUUGUGCACGCCAUCUCAGCAAAUGGGGUAAAGGAAGGGCAAGAGGGACUGUUAGUCCUUUUGUUGAAAUUGAAGUGAUUGGUGCGGACUUUGAUAACAAAAGCAGGAACACUCAACCAGUUUCUGACAAUGGUUUUAACCCAGUUUGGAAUGAAACAUUUGACUUUGAAGUUUCGAAUCCUCAUUUUGCCCUGCUGAGGUUUGUUGUCCAGGAUGAGGACAUGUUUGGAGACUCAAAUUUCAUUGGACAAGCAACCUACCCAGUGCUCUGCCUCCGAACAGGAUACAGAAGUGUUCCACUGAAAAAUGGCUAUAGUGAAGAUCUUGAGCUAGCAUCAUUGCUAGUUCAUAUCAGUAUAACAAAUCCAAUGGAAAGCAGGGAAGUGCUUCCAAGUACUGCCUUUUCUUGUGUAACUGCCGUAGGAGACAGUGAAGACUGAAAUGCCAAGUUGAUGUGGAUUUUCUGCAAUGAGAAGGUGAACAAAGAGGAGAAGAAAUACAGAAGAAAAGCAAGCUUUAAGAGAAAUGAUGGACUCCUGAAACCACCUCUGAGACUUACAGUGAUUGCUGUGUAACUGACCAAAAAGAAUAUAAAGUAUAACUGAG
Schistocerca piceifrons (Central American locust) is the source of this 4146-nucleotide messenger RNA. It is a transcript of the gene sl, whose product is annotated as 1-phosphatidylinositol 4,5-bisphosphate phosphodiesterase gamma-1. The transcript has 23 exons. The coding region runs from base 303 to 3980 and encodes 1225 amino acids. Gene Ontology annotation, biological process: positive regulation of epithelial cell migration; phospholipid catabolic process; phosphatidylinositol-mediated signaling. The record is from RefSeq and is a predicted model, not a curated record. Gene Ontology annotation, molecular function: phosphatidylinositol-4,5-bisphosphate phospholipase C activity; protein binding. NCBI's taxonomy places the organism in Eukaryota, Metazoa, Arthropoda, Insecta, Orthoptera, Acrididae.